Messenger RNA from Gadus morhua (Atlantic cod), 888 nucleotides. Its product is annotated as beta-galactoside-binding lectin-like. The record is from RefSeq and is a predicted model, not a curated record. The transcript has 5 exons. Gene Ontology annotation, molecular function: laminin binding; carbohydrate binding; galactoside binding. Bases 69 to 581 code for a protein of 170 amino acids. Lineage: Eukaryota; Metazoa; Chordata; Actinopteri; Gadiformes; Gadidae.
GCAGGCAGGACUCUGAUCUGCUGCCUCCUCUCCUCCCUGAACCUAAACUCAACCGAUCAGACGGCAACAUGACUCUCCUCCUCCUCCUCCUCCUCCUGCCUCCUCUUCUCCCUGUGAGUAUGCUCAACCAAUCGGAGGACAACAUGGAAUCUCCGUCUCUCCCCCCCCCACCCCCCCCCUCACAGGAGAUGAUGGUAAAGAAUAUGCCCUUGAAGUUGGGCCACACGUUGACCGUCACCGGGAUCCCCAAGGCGGGUACAAAUCACUUCGUGGUGGAAAUCCUCUCCGGGGCCUACAAAGCACUGCACAUAAACGUGCGGUUCAACCACAAAGGUGUCCUGAGGCAGGUGGUCUGCAGCGCGGAGCUGGCGGAUGGCUGGGGGGCCGAGGUCCGCCAGGGGGGGUUCCCCUUUAAAUACGACGAGCUCUUCAAGUUCACUGUCACCCUGACCCGUGAGGAGUUCCUGGUGCUCCUGAGCGAUGGCUCUGAGAUCCACUUCCAAAACAGCCUGGGGGCGUCUGAGUACAAGAGCUUCUCCUUCUGGGGCGGCGUCCUCAUCCGCAGCUUUGAGAUCAACUAACCCUGAGCUGGAUCUCCUCCUUCAGUCUGGUGGCCUCUCCUCACAGCAGACCGGUUCACAGGCAGAUGAGAACCACUCACUACAUCAACCUCUGACAUCCCUGUGUUAGAUGUUCUUUACAAAGCUUUUUCUGCAAUGGUAACACUGAUUGAUUUGUUUUGUUUAGGCCUUUGUACUCCUUUGAGCAGUGGCGAUUUUGGUUUGGAAACUCUGGUGGGGCCCAUGCAGGAAAAUAUUAUAACGCAAUCCAGAAAUACCACAUAGGCCUAUUACUACCAUCACCACAAAAACAGUAGCAAGUGACAGA